AUGAGGAUAAUUUGCUGGAACUGCCGAGGUGUGGGCAAUCCUCAGGCAGUAAAUGCUAUGGUGGAUAUUGUACAGUAUUAUAAACCAUCUAUUCUUUUUCUUAUGGAAACAAAAGCUAAUGGUGUAAGGAUGGAACAAAUAAAGUCUUUAUUACGUUUUUCUCAUUGUUUUUCCGUUGAUUGUGUUGGUAUUGGGGGUGGUCUCUGUCUUAUGUGGAAAGAUGAGGUCAAGCUAGCCAUUACAGGUUAUUGCUCUAAUUUUAUUGAUUCUACAAUUGGAGACGGUUCUGAUUGUUGGAGGUUUACUGGGUUCUAUGGUUGCCCUGACUCGGGUCGUCGCCGAACUUCAUGGAAUUUGUUGAGGGAUUUGGCGGAUAGGAGUCAGCUUCCUUGGUUAUGUAGUGGUGACUAUAAUGAUAUUGCUGAUCCGUUGGAAAAAGUUGGUGGUCCUCUUCGUUGUAUUUCUUUGAUUAAUGGGUUUCGUAAUGCUCUUGCUGAUGCCAAUUUAAAUGAUAUUCAGGCUGUGGGGUCUUUUUUGUCUUAUACAUAUGGAGAGGGUACUGAUCAGUGUUCGAAGGAGAGGUUGGAUCGUGCUUGUUCUAAUACAACCUGGGAUGCUCGUUUUCCUGAUGCGAUUUCGUCUAAUUUAGUUGCUCCAGUUUCUGAUCAUACUCCUUUAUUGAUUGAAACUGUUGGAACUCAAGUUAGGGAGGAUAAUCGACGUUUUCGUUUUGACAAUUCAUGGCUUGAGGAUGAUGAGUUAGGGGAAGUGGUUUUGACGUCUUGGCAGCAAGGUUUGGGGUUGGAUUUUAUUCAACGUAAAGACCAGCUUGUGAAGCGUGUUCAAUAUUGGGGGAAGAAUAGAAACCGCAUGCGUUGGCUUCAAAAAGAACGAAUUAAGAAGAGAUUGGGGGAGUGUUCUGAAUCGCUUGAUACAAGGGAAGUGCGGCAACUGAAGGAUGUUUGGAAUCAAAUUUUGGCAGAGGAGGAUAUUAGACUACGCCAACAAGCAAAAAAGUUCUGGUUUCGACAUGGGGAUAGGAACUCAAAAUAUUUCCAUAAUAGUAUCAAAGCUCGGCGCAGAUGUAAUCGGAUUCAACAAAUUGUGACAUCGGAUGGUUCAUUAUCUUCAGAUGUGGGUACUAUUCAGGAUGCAUUUUUGCAAUAUUUUUCGGGUUUAUUUUCCAAUUCGCCUACUGAUUUUGCGGAGCUUCUCCCUCUGGUUCAGCCUAGAAUUGGGGCCGAAGAUAAUGUUGAGUUAUUGGCAGAUUUUACAGAUGAAGAAUUUCGUUCAGCGCUCUUUCAAAUGGACCCGAAUAAAGCUCCUGGGUUGGAUGGUCUUAAUCCGGCUUUUUUCCAGAAAUAUUGGCCAAUUAUUGGGGUGGAUGUUUGCAAUAUUUGUUGGUUGUGGCUUGCAAAAGGUACUAUCCCUUCUGAAAUCUCCAGUGCUUUAAUUGUUCUUAUUCCGAAAUGUGUGAAUCCUGUUGAUGUGAAGGAUUUUAGGCCUAUUGCUCUCUGUAAUGUGAUUUAUAAGAUCUUGUCUAAGGCCUUAGCCAAUAGAUUGAAGAGGGUCCUGCAUAAAAUUAUUUCACCAAAUCAGUCUGCUUUCAUUCCUGGGAGACUAAUUACGGAUAAUUUUAUUAUUGCUUUUGAGACCAUGCAUGGUUUGAAAUUACAAAAUAGAGGUAGUGUGGGGUCGUGUGCUCUGAAAAUUGAUAUUGCUAAGGCCUAUGAUAGAGUUGAAUGGUCAUAUUUGUUUGCGAUGUUAUCUGCAUUGGGCUUUUCUGAUACUUGGGUUGGAUGGAUGCGUAUGUGUUUUUCAAACAUGAGCUACUACCUUGCUGUUAACGGAGCAGAGAUUGGUCCUGUGGUUCCAAGUCGGGGUCUCCGGCAGGGGGAUCCCAUUUCUCCCUAUUUAUUCUUAAUUGUUGCUGAAGGACUGUCUUUGUUGAUUCAGGAUAGUGAAAAUAGGGGCCUUUUGCAUGGGUGUUGCGCGAAAGUUGGUUGCCCCCGGGUUUCUCACCUUUUCUUUGCAGAUGAUUCCUUACUAUUUUUUGAUGGUAUAGUGGAGGAAGCUAUACGGAUUAAGCAAAUUCUUGGUGUUUAUGAGAAAGCUUCAGGUCAGGCUGUAAAUUUUGAUAAAUCUGGUAUCAUGUUUAGUCCGUGUGUGUCUGAGGAAAACCGGUUGACCAUCUCUGGUAUACUUGAUGUUCAUCUUCCUUUGGGUAGCGGCAGAGAAGUAUUAAUUAAAUCUGUAUUACAGGCAAUUCCAACAUAUUGCAUGAAUGUUUUUUUAUUACCUGUUUCCACUUGCCGACAGCUACAGGUCAUGAUGAAUAAAUUUUGGUGGGGUGGUUGUCGUGAGGAUGGGAGAGGGAUGAAUUGGCUCUCGUGGGAUCGAAUGUGCGGCCGUAAAUCGGAAGGUGGGAUGGGCUUUCGGGAUUUGGCUAGUUUUAAUACUGCCUUAUUGGGAAAGCGAGGUUGGCGUUUGUUGGUUGACACCAAUUCUCUUCUAUAUAGAGUGCUCAAAGCUAAAUAUUUUCCGAAUGGGGAUUUUUUGUCAGCUCGGUUAGGUUCUAACUAUAGCUUCGUUUGGAAGAGUAUUUUGUCUUCUCAACAAAUGUUGCAACGUGGGGUAAGGUGGCGAAUUGGUGAUGGUAAGCAGGUUUUUGUUGUUAAUUGCCCUUGGAUUCCUCGGGAUAUUGGUUUUAUGCCUUUAGAUGAGGCGAUGUUUGUUCCUGAAGCCAUGAGAGUAUGUGAUUUGUUUGUUGAAGGUGAGCUGCGUUGGGAUGUAGAGAAGCUAAUGAAUAUUUUUAGUGUUGCUGAUAUGAGAGCUAUUCUUACUAUUCCAUUGCCUCUAUUCCCAAAACCGGAUAAAUUAAUUUGGCACUUGCAUAAGAAGGGUGUGUACUCAGUUAAAUCUGCCUAUUUUUGUGCCUUAGAAUUGUCGGGUAGGACUGGUGUGCUGGGUUAUAAUGAUGGGUGGAAUCGUCUUUGGUCUCUUGAUGUUCCUCCCAAAGUUCGGGAUUUUCUUUGGCGUACUUGUCGUGGAGUGCUUCCUACUCGGGAUAUUCUUUUGAGACGUGGGAUACAUGUACAUGCUGCAUGUCUUUUUUGUGAUCAUGAUGAAUCUAUUUCACAUGUUUUUUUGCAUUGUCCAAUGGCUGUUGAGUUAUGGAGACUUGCUGGUUUUUCUACUGCUGUUGAUUUUUCUAUAUUCAUGGAUUUCUUUAUUCAUAUUUAUAAUACUUUUGGCAGAGAAAGGACUGCACGUAUGGCUAUACAUGCAUGGAAGUUAUGGCAUGCCAGGAAUGAAAGAUUGUGGGUCAAUAAAGUUUUGUCACCCAGUGAGGUUCAUCAUGCUGCUAGUUCCUAUUUUAAUGAUUAUGUGGCUUCACUUGUGUCUCGACCAAGGACGUUAUCCCACCCAUCUGUUCCUCGUGUGCUCCCAUUGGUUGAGGCUACCACUCUUGAAGUUGAUUGGAUUGCAUUCAUUGAUUGUGCAGUCUUUGCUAGUGCUGAUUUGUUCGGUUUUGCAGCAGUAUUUGAGGACUUGGAAGGCUUCUUUUCCAUUGCAAUUUCGGGUUUCUAUGAAGGGGGUGGGCAACCUGUUAUUGCUGAAGUUUUGGCCUUGCGUCAAUGUUUAUCUUAUGCUAGAGAUUGUUUUCUUCAGGCGGGUUGUAUUUUUACGGAUAACCAAUCCUUAACCUUGGCUAUUCGCUCUCCUCUGGAUGACUUUUCAGAGUUUGGAUUAGUUGUUUCUGAUUGCAAAGAUGUUAUGCGGUUUCAGGGCAACAUUCAUGUUUGUUGGGUACGGCGUUCAGAAAAUAGAGCCGCCCAUUUAUUAGCUAGAGAGUCUAUUCAUCAUGGUAGAUUCAAGAUUUGGAUUGACAUUCCUAAUUGUCUCUUGGAUUAUUAUUCUACAAGAUAA
This is a messenger RNA of Manihot esculenta (cassava), 3930 nucleotides long. RefSeq lists its product as uncharacterized. The record is from RefSeq and is a predicted model, not a curated record. Lineage: Eukaryota; Viridiplantae; Streptophyta; Magnoliopsida; Malpighiales; Euphorbiaceae. The transcript has 2 exons. The coding region runs from base 1 to 3930 and encodes 1309 amino acids. Gene Ontology annotation, molecular function: nucleic acid binding; RNA-DNA hybrid ribonuclease activity.